Messenger RNA from Moesziomyces antarcticus, 492 nucleotides. RefSeq names its product GCN5 family acetyltransferase. The record is from RefSeq and is a predicted model, not a curated record. Lineage: Eukaryota; Fungi; Basidiomycota; Ustilaginomycetes; Ustilaginales; Ustilaginaceae. The coding region runs from base 1 to 492 and encodes 163 amino acids. Gene Ontology annotation, molecular function: acyltransferase activity, transferring groups other than amino-acyl groups. The transcript has 2 exons.
AUGAUGCCGGGAUUGAAAGUCGAGGAGGUGUCCUGGGACCAUGCGGAUGCCAUCGAAAUGCGAAAGGAGCAGCGCAAAGAUAUCGCAGCGCUUUACGAGCGCGUAGACUCGGAGCCUGGAACACCUCCGACCGCGCAAGACAUCACCUGCUUUUGCGUCGUCUACCAGGACAAGCAGCCCGUCGGAUGCGGCGGUCUCCGAAGGCUGGAUGCCGACUCGGCAGAGAUCAAACGCAUGUUUGUCGCCAGAAGCGCUCGCGGAAAGGGCGCCGCCAAUGCCGUGCUUGCCUUUCUCGAGAACAAGUCACUAGAGCUGGGCAUACAUCGUCUGCUGCUCGAGACUGGCGAUAAGCUCGCAGAGGCACACCGCUUCUACACCCGAAACGGCUACAAGAUCAUCCCCAACUUUGGAUACUACGCCGGCGUCGACACUUCCAUCUGCAUGGAGAAGCUGCUCGCCAACGAUCAGACCGGCUCAAGCGAAAAGCAGUAG